AUUGGCAGAUAGUCGUGUAAACAUUCCCGGUCAAUGAAUCAUGCAGGUGUGGGACUACAUUACACCUAACCAUUCAGGUGUGGAGUUGUGUGCUGCAUUUUUCACUAACACGCAUCAGUGAUCAAGAUAUAUUUCAUUGCAACUGGUUAUUCUUCAUCUAAAUGUGCUACCAUGGAGUCACUAGAUAUCCAGCAUGUCAGAAGGAAGACUGUUCAUGUAGCUGAACCUUACUUUGGUGUGAAUUCCAUGAGUGUUCAACUGAUAUACAGACAAUUUCUUGCUGCAACCUUUAUGAUGGGGCUGUUCCUGUGUUCAUUUGCUGAAGGCUCUGAAGAUAAUGUCAAGUGCAACAAUCUCCAAAUAGGACAGUAUGUGUGUGAGGAUCCAGUCAUAGACCCAGAGACACAAGCUGCAGUCAACUGUCUUCCAGAGAGGCUAGUCACAGUUAGCUGCAUGCCAGUGGCUGGUACCCAAUGUGAUGGGGAGAUUUACAAUGGCUCGACAGUUGCACCAGAUUUAAAGAGAAUGGUUCCCUGUCGAUACACGACUGGUUACUCCUACAAUACUUCGCUGCUGUUGUCCAUAUUCCUGGGCAUGUUUGGUGUAGAUCGUCUGUAUCUAGGCUAUCCUGCCCUAGCUCUACUCAAGUUCUGUACUGUGGGUCUUCUCUUCAUUGGCCAUUUCCUAGAUGUCAUACUUAUAGCUUUGCAGGUUGUAGGCCCGGCUGAUGGCUCAGAUUACAUCCUUGAUUAUUAUGGACCUGUGCUUCAGAAAUCAAAUCUGGACAAUUAUACAUAUUACAUGCCUAACACUGACUGAACCGUGCCAACAUGUCAAGGAAACUAGCCAAGGAUGGCAUGGAAACUGCAUCGUCUUAUUUUCAAGACUCCUCCAUAUGGUGAUGUUCCCUCUGUGUUUGGGAUGUGAAAAAAAACUUCCAACAGGACAGAGAAUGAUAAGAGAUAUUUGUGAAAAAAAGAAGACACGCUUUUGAGUUUUCAAGGUAAUAAACUUCAGAACAAUACAAUGGAGGAUAAGAUCUUCAGUUGGGGAAUAACAUUGAAGAGGGCCCUGUGUGGACAACAAGGACAAUUUUGUCUGAAGAUGAGAACAUCUGAACUUCAGCUUAGCCCAUGAGCCACGAUAGAUUGGAAUCUUUGUCAUAGAACUUGAUGACAUUGUGAUCUUGAUAUAGGCAUGAUCAGCAAUGAACAAAGGAUUGAGUGACAUGAGUAGGAGUUGAACCCAUUUUGCUGCAGUGAAACCAAUGAAAGUGCUACCUGUGAAACCAUGACCUCCACACAGUGACAGACUGGGGCUCAGUCAUAUCCACA
Patiria miniata (bat star) is the source of this 1334-nucleotide messenger RNA. Its product is annotated as TM2 domain-containing protein CG10795-like. The record is from RefSeq and is a predicted model, not a curated record. The transcript has 6 exons. NCBI's taxonomy places the organism in Eukaryota, Metazoa, Echinodermata, Asteroidea, Valvatida, Asterinidae. The coding region runs from base 172 to 819 and encodes 215 amino acids.